Molecule: messenger RNA, 2799 nt
Organism: Trachymyrmex septentrionalis
Lineage: Eukaryota; Metazoa; Arthropoda; Insecta; Hymenoptera; Formicidae
Gene: scalloped
Product: transcriptional enhancer factor TEF-1
Exons: 10
Coding region: 1420-2799 (459 amino acids)
Biological process (GO): regulation of transcription by RNA polymerase II; embryonic organ development; hippo signaling
Cellular component (GO): transcription regulator complex
Molecular function (GO): DNA-binding transcription factor activity, RNA polymerase II-specific; RNA polymerase II cis-regulatory region sequence-specific DNA binding
Source: RefSeq, a predicted model, not a curated record
CGCGACGCGACGCGGCUCACCUCACCUCGCCGUCGAGGUUAGGGUAACUCUCGCGGUCAUCACUUGAACGGGUGGUGUGUGUGCCGGUGGUAUGGGCUGCGUGCGCGUUUCCUCGCUGCCGGCGCGACGCGCGAGCGGGGGCGCCGUAACAGAAACGCGUGCUGCUCUCUCCGCCUAGUCGCCUGUCCGCGCCAGCCCACUUGCUCGCUCGCUCGCUCGCUCCUGUCGUUCUGUCCUGUCGCCGCUCGCCCGCUUCUGGUGAAUUCGUAUGGUGAAUUAUUGAUCCGCGGCGGCGUGUGCGUGCGGAAAAACCGCCGUUGGUUGGAAGAGAGAAAGGGUAGAAGGUAGGGGGUAGAGAGAGAGAGAGAGAGAGGGUAGGGGUGACGGAGCUGAAGCCGCGGAGUGGCGCACGGUGGUGGCGCGAGAAAGCGCUUAAAGCGAGUACACGUACGGGGUGAGACGUGCGCUGGUUGGUGUGUUGGUUGUAUAUUGUUUUGAAAAGUGUCGCGGCGCGCGCGGACGCACGCGACGCAUCACGUCACGUCACGUCACGUCACAUCACAUCGCGUCGCGUCACAUCGGAUCCGAUCGUAUCGCAUCGCGUCGCGUCGCGUCGCGUCGCCGUGGCCUCAGUCGCGAGACUCGCGAGGCGCCAAGUUGAAUCGGAGAGUACACCGCCGAGAGAUCGUCCGUCUCUCAGUCUCUAGACGAAGGUAUAGAGCGAACGAAGUGUACAUCCUGAGUGCGUCGCCUCCUUUGAUACGUCCGUAAUAACGUAAUAACGGUGCCGUACGUCCGUCGCACCGCGAGCGCGUCGGGUUCCUUCGUCUUUCCGUUCCGCGAAUUACUCCAUCCAUCCGUUCAUGCGUGCGUAAACGCGAGAACGGGAACGAACGGCGGGAAAAGCGUGCGUGGGUAAUGCAUGCGAGAGGCGUCGCGGCGCGACGCGCGACGAGGAAGUUAUUCAAGGGAAACCGGUGAAUACACCGGGUGUGACGCGGAGUGAGACGGGAAGGCCGAAGGAGGGUAAAUCCUUUCCGUGAUCUUCCGUGCCCCACGACGACGGGACUGUCGGGUGAAAUUGCGAAGGACGCGUGAAACGACGUGUAAUCCAAUCCGGCCCGGGGGGGAGGGAUCAGGAGUGUCAAGAGUAAGUGCCCUGUCGUCGUCGGACUACGCCGACGACGACGUAGAAAAGGUGGAGGAGAAGAUCAGUGCCGUCGCGCGGAGGAAACUCGAGGGGAAACCCGGCGUCGUUUUGUGUCGUUUUGCCGUAUACGAUCGCUGCUGAACGCGCUCCGAUAAUCCCGGAGGAAGGCAACGUCCUAUCUUCGCCACCGCGGGGCUUGGAUGGAUACUGUGCAUUAUUUCUGGAGUGUACCCACGUCGCCGUCAUCCUGACCUGCCCGAGAAAUCCUCAUGAAAGACUGGGAACUCAGUACUCAGAAUAGCAUCGGCAGUGCGGUGGCUGCAGCCGACACCAUUUCCGCGCCGUGGACCCCCGCGAGUUCCGGGCCGCCGCCCGACGCCAACGGCUCCGGCUCGGAUACGAAGAACCUCGACGUUGGCGAAAUUAGCGAUGACGAGAAGGACUUGUCGGCAGCGGACGCGGAGGGUGUGUGGUCGCCGGAUAUCGAACAGAGCUUCCAGGAAGCUCUUACCAUAUAUCCGCCAUGUGGUCGACGCAAAAUCAUCCUUUCCGACGAAGGGAAGAUGUACGGUCGCAACGAGCUGAUCGCCCGUUAUAUCAAAUUGAGGACCGGUAAGACGAGAACGCGAAAACAAGUAUCCUCGCACAUACAGGUUCUCGCGAGAAGAAAACUUCGGGAAAUACAGGCAAAACUUAAAGUGGAUCAUGCCGCCAAGGAGAAGGCGCUCCAGACAAUGUCAAGCAUGUCAAGCGCCCAAAUAGUAUCAGCUGGAAGCGCGAUACACAACAAGAUGCCCCUCAUGGGCGGGACCCUUGCCCUUCAUGCUUCCACCCCUGUCUCCUAUCCCGGAGCGCAAUUUUGGCAGCCAGGCCUGCAACCAGGAACGUCCCAGGAUGUCAAACCUUUCCCUCAGCCUGCCUACACCGGAAAACCUGCGACUGCGGUCUCGAGCGGUGAUUUGGUCCAAGCGCAGCCUGCACCACCAUGGGAAGGACGUGCUAUCGCGACUCACAAGCUCAGGCUUGUUGAGUUUUCGGCCUACAUGGAACAACAAAGAGAACAGGAGAUUUACCACAAACACCUGUUCGUUCAUAUAGGAGGUUCCGCGACAUACGCCGAUCCGCUAUUAGAAGCGGUCGAUGUUAAACAGAUAUAUGACAAAUUCCCGGAAAAGAAGGGCGGUCUUAAAGAACUUUACGAUAAAGGACCGCAAGCAGCUUUCUUCCUCGUUAAGUUUUGGGCUGAUCUCAAUAGUAACAUCCAAGACGAAAGUGGAGUAUUUUACGGCGUCACGAGCCAGUACGAGAGCAACGAGAACAUGACGAUAACAUGUUCGACGAAAGUAUGCUCUUUCGGAAAGCAGGUAGUAGAGAAGGUAGAGACGGAGUAUGCCAGGUUUGAGAAUGGCAGGUUCGUUUAUCGUAUUAGCCGUUCACCUAUGUGCGAAUAUAUGAUUAAUUUCAUUCACAAACUGAAGCACCUGCCAGAAAAGUACAUGAUGAAUAGCGUUCUCGAAAAUUUCACCAUCCUUCAGGUUGUCACGAACAGGGAUACGCAGGAAACGUUAUUGUGUACGGCAUAUGUGUUCGAAGUAUCAGCAUCUGAACACGGUGCUCAGCAUCACAUAUACAGAUUGGUCCAAGACUAG